GCUUUCUUAAUUGUUGUUGAUUGUAAUGACAUUUGUACAGAAAUGUUGAGUGUUUGUUAAAUCAAAUUUUUUUGAUCAUUGUGACUAAUCAUUAGUGUUGUAUUAGAUAUGAAAUAAACAAUUUUACUAGUAUUAUUUAAAUACGUUUUAUUUGUUGUCUAGUGUAGUCCUCGAUUUCUAUACUCUAUCAGUUUCAGCAGACUUUAUUAGUCCAUAAGAUGGCUGAUUCUAGUGACUUGGAUUGGCAGAUAGAACAACUAAAAAAAUGUGAAAUUAUCAAGGAAGCAGAAGUCAAAGCUCUUUGUGCAAAAGCACGUGAAAUUCUUAUAGAAGAAAGUAAUGUGCAAAGAGUCGAUUCUCCGGUUACUGUGUGUGGAGAUAUUCAUGGACAAUUUUAUGAUCUAAAAGAAUUAUUUAAAGUUGGCGGAGAUGUCCCAGAAACAAAUUAUUUGUUUAUGGGCGAUUUUGUAGACAGAGGAUUUUACAGUGUCGAAACAUUUCUCCUUCUUUUGGCAUUAAAAGUUCGCUAUCCUGACAGGAUUACGUUAAUAAGAGGAAAUCACGAGUCUCGACAAAUUACUCAAGUUUAUGGUUUUUACGACGAAUGUCUCCGUAAAUAUGGCAGUAUUACAGUUUGGCGAUAUUGUACUGAAAUAUUUGAUUAUUUAUCCCUGUCUGCUAUUAUUGAUGGAAAAAUAUUCUGUGUUCACGGGGGUUUAUCUCCGAGUAUUCAAACGCUCGAUCAAAUUAGAACUAUAGAUAGGAAGCAAGAAGUUCCACAUGAUGGACCAAUGUGUGAUUUACUUUGGUCAGACCCCGAGGACACUCAAGGUUGGGGAGUUUCGCCUCGUGGAGCUGGUUAUCUUUUCGGAAGCGACGUAGUAGCACAGUUUAAUUCCGCAAAUGACAUUGAUAUGAUAUGUAGAGCCCAUCAAUUAGUUAUGGAAGGUUAUAAAUGGCAUUUUAACGAGACUGUUUUAACUGUUUGGUCAGCACCUAAUUAUUGCUACAGAUGCGGAAACGUAGCUGCGAUAUUAGAAUUAAACGAGCACCUUCAACGAGAGUUCACAAUAUUCGAGGCGGCACCACAAGAAAGUCGAGGAAUACCCAGUAAAAAGCCCCAAGCUGAUUACUUUUUAUAAAACAAUUUUUUCAUUGAAACUGACUGUAUAAACCAAAAUAUCUCCAAAUAUUUAAAAAGAAAAAAAGAUCCUCUUAAACGAUUGCAUGAUAUGUAUUUUGAUACAUGUACACAUGUCCAAUAAAGAUGGAAAGCAGCUUGAUCGCAAAAGUAUAAUAGAUAAAUGACAAAUUGGUGGGUUUGUAACUGAAUGCUAUAUUAGAGUGUUAACGGUAAAUGAAUAACCAAUUUGAUAAAAUACAUAUAUUGAAUACAUGUAUUUCUACUAUUAUAUUUUGGUUAGUAAUAGAAUUAAUUGAUAUUCGACUCUAUUGAACGGUAAAUGAUUUUAUUUUUUGCAAUUAAUUAGGAUUUGUGUUUGUUUUUACAUUGCAAGUUUUAUAUUUAACAGCGCAAGUACAAACUUUAAAUUUUGCUUAAAUGUAAUUUAAAUGUAAAAUUGUUUUAGACUUCGACUUUUAAAUUUUUGCUCAUUUCAUUUUUAUUCAAUUAAUUUACCAGUUAUAGUUUAAACGUUAAAUUUAAUACAGAGGGUAUUUGAAAACGAUGGAACAUACAGAAACGUGUAAAUUCUUUAUGCAAAAAGGAAAUGUAAAAGUUAUUUAUCAUUUUGUAAUCCGAGGCUUCAUUUUUGCGAUAUAAACAAUUAAGUAAAGCUUUUAUGUACGUGAAUUCCAUGUAUACGUAUUUCUCUGUGUGAAAAUGCUAUUUAUAGUCCAGUCAGUUGACCGCACAACAGCACAUGUACCACAGUUGGGCAAAUUUUAUUCGUGAAUAACGAAUACAAGUUUUACAUUGAUUUGUAAACUAAUUUUUAUGUUUCAUUCAUAAAUUUAUUUAUAAAUUAGAAUUUCUUAAAACCAAUAUUUAGACGAGCAAAGUUGUAGGCAAAAACUAGUUUACGAAUGAAUUGUAACAUUCUUAUUCAUUAUUUGAGAAUAAAAUUUGUUUGAUCUAUCACGAAAACAAAAUCUCAGAUUUUAAAAGGAUGCAGGACUUUUGGCUGUCUCACCACUGUUUCAUCUUAUUUCAUCGUUUUGAAAUACCUUGUAUUUAAUAUACUGAUACAUUUUAAGUUAAUAUUAUUGUAAAUGUUAAAUUUAUUAUUGAUCUAUGUAGAGAAUAAUUUAAAUAGUUUACAAUAAAAGUAUCAAUA
Messenger RNA from Colletes gigas, 2297 nucleotides. It is a transcript of the gene Pp4-19C, whose product is annotated as serine/threonine-protein phosphatase 4 catalytic subunit. The coding region runs from base 219 to 1142 and encodes 307 amino acids. Gene Ontology annotation, biological process: double-strand break repair via homologous recombination; peptidyl-serine dephosphorylation. Gene Ontology annotation, molecular function: protein serine/threonine phosphatase activity. The record is from RefSeq and is a predicted model, not a curated record. NCBI's taxonomy places the organism in Eukaryota, Metazoa, Arthropoda, Insecta, Hymenoptera, Colletidae. The transcript has 6 exons. Gene Ontology annotation, cellular component: cytoplasm; nucleus.